This is a messenger RNA of Marmota monax (woodchuck), 2561 nucleotides long. It is a transcript of the gene Sdc4, whose product is annotated as syndecan 4. NCBI's taxonomy places the organism in Eukaryota, Metazoa, Chordata, Mammalia, Rodentia, Sciuridae. The coding region runs from base 32 to 634 and encodes 200 amino acids. The record is from RefSeq and is a predicted model, not a curated record. Gene Ontology annotation, cellular component: cell surface; membrane. Gene Ontology annotation, biological process: cell migration. The transcript is spliced from 5 exons.
GCCACUCGCCGCUGCCCUGGGCCCCGCGAACAUGUCGCCCGCCCGCGCGCUCGCGCUCUGGCUGCUCCUCUGCGUAGGCGUCUCCGCAGCCUCGGCCGAGUCGAUCCGAGAAACUGAGGUCAUCGACCCCCAGGACCUCCUGGAAGGCCAAUACUUCUCUGGAGACCUACCUGAUGAUGAGGACGUUGGGGGGCCUGGGCAGGAACCUGGUGACUUUGAGCUGUCCGGCUCUGGAGAUCUGGAUGACUUGGGGGACCCCAGGAUCUUCCCUGAAGUGAUCCAUCCCUUGGUGCCUCUAGAUAACCACAUCCCUGAGCGGGCAGGGCCUGGGAACCGGGCCCCCUCUGAAACUAAGGAGCUAGAAGAGAACGAAGUCAUCCCCAAGAGGAGCUCGCCCUUUGAGGAGGAUGUGUCCAAUAAGGUGUCCAUGUCCAGCACUGCCCAGAGCAGCAACAUCUUUGAGAGAACCGAGGUCCUGAUAGCGCUGACUGUGGGCGGCAUCGUGGGCAUCCUGUUCGCCGUGUUCCUGGUCCUGCUGCUGGUGUACCGCAUGAAGAAGAAGGACGAAGGCAGCUACGACCUGGGCAAGAAGCCCAUCUACAAAAAGGCCCCCACCAACGAGUUCUACGCCUGAAGCUUCCCGCGGCCACCGGCCUGGACUUGCGGGGGAAGGGAGCCGAAGGAUUGUGGACGGUGGGCGUUAGAGUAGGGGAGGCACCUGGACACCUCCCUGUCCCUAUCUCCAGCUCUGACCCCGGCCCUGGGUCAGAAGCGACAUCAUCUUCUACGCGCUGCCUAGCUCUCCUUGGUUCUUUGGGCCAAGGUUGCCCCUGAAGGAAAGUGGGGGUUACGUGUGGCCUUUCUGAAGCAAGCCUGGGAUUGCGUCAUUUCUUUAAAUUUCCAGAUUAGAAUCUAGGACCAGUUUCGAGCCUGUUCUGAACAUGCCUCAUCAGAGGCCCCUGGAGCCAGGGACGAAGGGGUAUUUAUUGUGGGGGGUCCUGCCUGGAGGUCUGCCCUGGCUGCCUCCUCCCCUUUCACAGCCCAUCCCUCUGCUGGGACUCGGGAGGAAGAACCAGAGCCCCCAGCACCCCCAAGAGUGUCCACCCAUGGGUCCUUGCAGUGGACCGUGGGAGUGUUUGUGGUCCACCUGGGGCCAUCCUGGGCUCUUUCAAGCGACUUGUGGAAAUCCACCUUCUUUCAUUUGGCCAGGGAGGGUGGGAGAAGUCCUGAACGUGCACCCUGAAGUGGAUCUGCAGAGUAUUUGUAAGGCAUCUUUAGGGCGUUUUUGUUGUUAUUAUUAUUUUUUUUAAAACAGUUCAUUCCUUUGUGCAGAGCGUGUCCUCCUGGGCAGGAGUGCGGAGAUGUGAGGAUGUUCUUAACCCCCACAUUUCACAGCACCUGCUAAGUUUGUAUUUAAUGGAUUUUAUGUUUGUUUGUUUCUUGAAAACAAGAGAAGAGCCAGAGAUGUGAUUUUUAUUAACUUUUUUUUUUAUUAUUUAUAGCUUCAUACAGGGCCUCUCCCCCCACCCUUUUUUUUUCUUUAAAAACCCCCUCCCCAUUUAAACAACUUCCUGCUCCCCUGCCCAUGACCUUGGCCCUUUCUGAAGCUGCUUCAUCUAAGAAGUAACUUUUGCUGAAACAUAGUUUUAUAGCAGAUUCCAAAAUAUAAUAUAGGGAUGGUGUGGUAUUUGUGUCUGUGUUCCUGUAAUGUAUUAUUGUUUGCCCUUGGUUUUAGAAAAAUGGAUAAAUAUAUUUUUUCAGGAUAUAGUGUGAUAUUUAGUUUCCCGUUGGCCGGGUGGCUGCGCGAGCGGGUUUCUGCCUUUCUCUUGCCCUGUUCCUGGUGCCUUCCGACCAGGCUGGGAUGGUGGAGGGCAGGUGAUCCCCACCUUUCUGCCUUCGCUCGGGGCCUAGCCCAAGCUCUAGGGUUUGCGUUCUCCAGGCUCCAGGGCUGUGCGAGACGAUACAGUAACCACAGGUGGCUGUUUAAAUUAGGUCAGUUCAAAUCAUGUAAAGUUAGAAAUUCAUCUGUCAGUUGCACUAAUCACAUCUUGACCAUCCAGUCACCACAUGGGACUCCUGGCUAUGGUACUGACCCUGCAGAGAGCGAGCCCUUCCAUCUCUGGGGUGCCACAUGCUGCUCUAGAGAGCUGUACUGGCUUGGUGAGUUAGUGCCCAGCUUGGCUAGGAUGACCCUUGUCUCCCUGGGCAAGGGGGAGGGACAGGGAGGAAGGCCCACGGGCCCAGCGGGGUCUGUUAUCUGGGGCUCUCCCUCUUAAAGAGGAGAGUCCAGGUGGCUUAGCCCAGGUAGGGGUUUCUUCUGACCCCACUGGCUGGGGUGGGGAGAAUCGCCCUCCCUGGCUGUGCCCUGUGGCUGUUCCCUGCCGUCUCCACCCCAACCCAGGGUCCCAGCCGGCUGGGUCCCCUUCUAGCCUCAGGGCCCUUUCCUCUUGCUGUGUUGGAGUGAGCCCGUUUUUCUGCAGCCUGCCCCCUCUUGUCCCCUACACACUGUUGUCUGUUACUGAUUUUUUUGAUAAAAAGAUAAUAAAGCCUGGUACUUUCUA